Mercenaria mercenaria is the source of this 2986-nucleotide messenger RNA. RefSeq lists its product as uncharacterized. NCBI's taxonomy places the organism in Eukaryota, Metazoa, Mollusca, Bivalvia, Venerida, Veneridae. Bases 164 to 913 code for a protein of 249 amino acids. The transcript is spliced from 6 exons. The record is from RefSeq and is a predicted model, not a curated record.
AAUACACACACUUGAAACAUAAUCUUGAAAGCUGAAAAUUGUCAAUAUACUUAAGAACAGGAUAUCAGUCCUCUUGUACAAACUGACAAGUAAAAAUAAACUUUGAUAAAUAGUCGGGAAUACUUCGCUGAAAGGAACUGCUUACAGAUUAUAGUUGUGCAGUAUGAUUUUAUUACUAUCACACCUUUUACUGCUGCCAGGUUCUGUUUAUUGUGCUGAUUCAAUCAAAGUGAGUUUUGCUGUGGACGUACCGUUUCUAUAUGUGAGUCUGUUUGGAGAGGACGUUUUCAUAAAUGCCAUUAAAACGGAAAUUCCAAAUUUGUUUGAUGGAAUUGAAGAGCAUCAUAUCCACGAUGUUUUCCUGUAUGAUGCAGAUGGGAAGAUCGGGGCGACUAUAGAAAUAGAUCCUUCCACUCCAAAUAUCAAGACUAUACUCCUACUUGUAAAGACAUUUGUCGAAAGUGGUGGAACAAUACAGACAGACGUUAUCGAUGUAACAGCAAUUCCAGGAUCAUACCAAGAGGAAUUCCCAAACAUUCCAACAACUAAAAAGCCUGUACACAGUUCAGUGCGCACAGCAUUUGAAAAUAUUGAGACUACAACUGAGGAGACAACACACAAAGCUUCUGCGGCCGGGAAAACGGAGAGGACAAAGCAGGUAGAUAGGACAACCAUGUUGAUAUCAAAUAUCUCAACGAUCGAAUCAAGCGCUACACACACAACACUUCGACAGAAUGCUACCGAUGUGUCAAAAGUGACAAAGGAAUAUACUAAUUACACAGCAGCAACCACUGACACAGAACAUUCAACAGAAUACGAAAAUGCUGGAAAUUUGGGUGUAUCGUCAGCAACAUUGAUAACGAUGGCUGUCUUCACAGUGUUUGAACUGCUCUUCAGAAUCAAUAUAUAUUAAAAUGUUGAUUUUUUUGGCUUUUCUAGUAAUCGAGAUACAUGGUGACUCUACAUAUUAUGUUAAGUAAUCGUAUAUCCUAAAAAAUCAUGCACUAUAUACAGGUCGACAACUUUAACGUAGGCCUUUUUGUGCUCCCCAGAUUUUUUUUCUUUUUUUUAGGUGGGGUCACUUAGAGUUGCCCUUGUCCGUCCAUCAUUCCGACCAACAUUUGCAUACUUAGAUAGAUAUUGGAACAAUAGCUAACUGUACCUCGAUGUCAUCCAUUCCGUAAGGCUCUUAUGUGGCUAUUUUUCUUUAACGUGGAGCAGCCACAUAAAUACAAAUAUGUAGGAACGUCUGUCCGCCCAUUCCAAUCUGUGUUGUUCAUACUUUGAAAUGUAUUUGACCCAGCCAUCAAACCUUACAGGAUUUUUAUUCAGCACGGGAAGCAUAGCCUGGCUCCCUGGCUGCAUGGUUAUUUUUAUAUAAAUACUGGAAAAAUUUUGUAAGAAAAUUUUAUGCCUCUAAAAUAGCACAAUUUUAUCUGAUGGCUGAACCUAUGUUCGGAGCCAGGGGCAAUAAAAAACCUCAAUGUAGAAACAACCUUCUAGAGUUACUUCCCUCUUAAUGAAGAAAACUGAUAUAUGUAAAAAAGAACAAACAUAGGGACGGGAGCCAGUCUACGUGAAGCUGUGCACCAGGAAUUUUAAUUUGGAUCUGUCAGACCAGAGUUAUGUUCCUUGACUUAGUCAAAAAUAUGCAUCAAAAGGCGUAAGUUUGUGUCGCAUGUACAUAAAACGUUUUUGACCCAGUACUACGAAACAGUACAGGAACAUUAUUCAGCAUGUGAAUUUGUGCAUCUGGGGUUUUGUUAGAGAUAUGACUUAGUCAGACCAGAGUUACGGCCCUUGACUUAGUAAAAAUCUUGCAUAAAAAGUUAUGUCGCAUAUAUUUAAAAGAAUAAUAUAUGACAUAGGGUCAUGAACACAGGUUUUUGUCACAUUAUCUCAAAAAGUACUUGACUUACGCGUCAUAAAACAUUAGGGAAUGGCUACUUAGCAUGUGAAGUUGUACACCUUGUGUUCUGGUUGUGAUUUCAAUCAGCAAGAUUGGAGUUAUGGUUCUUGACUUAGUGAAAAAUAUACAUAAAGUGCAACAAAAUCACAUAGUCAUGAAAUCAUGUAGGAAUAUUAUCCAGCAUGUGAAUUUGUGCACCUGAGUUUUUUUUCACUUUGCAAGACCAGAGUUAUGGCCCUUGAUUUCGUCAAAACAUGUUUGCAUGUAUGUCAAAAUGUACUUGACCUAGAGUUAUAAAACAUUAAGCGAUUGUUUUAUAGCCUAUAAAAUUUUGCACCGGGUGUUCUCUGGGAUUUUACUCAGCUAGGCCAGAGUUAUGGUACUUAACAAAGGGAAAAAUACACAUAAAGUUCUUAAGUUUGUACUUCAGACAUCUUAAAAAUGUUUAAGCUCGAGUCAUAAAACAAUGUACAGUGAUAAAAAGUGGGUGGCACCUGUGUCCUAGGGACAAACAUCUAGUUAGUACUCUAGAUAUAUGUGUUAUUAUUAUUAUUUCUGUUAUUAAGAAAUCGUGAAUCUGAAAAAUUAAUGCACUAUACAAAGGCCGACUUCUUUGUUGUACACUGUCUCCUUUUCCUCUCAACUGGUUGAACAAAAGUAUAGAACGAAACGAAACCCAUAUAAGUACAUAUAUGGAGUAACUUUGGCACUCGACGAGCAGUUAUAUAUAACGUCCUGUAUCAUUUAUUGCGAAUUAAACCGGUUUUAUUGCCAGUGUAAGAUAAAUGAAUCCCUGUAAGAAGACAUGAACUAGUGUUUUACACUUUCUGGUCCUUUCAGUUCACCCAAUACAUUGUAUGUGUUUGUACUUCAAUCGGUGCAAAGGGACGUGAGUGGCGAACAUUCCAUUACCUUACAUGUGCAGUUACAAUUAAUCGCAGAGUAGGAAUGAUUAUUUUUGGGGUACAGUCUUGGUUUCAAAGUAUUUGAUGUGAAGCAAAUGUUUAAAAUAAGAUAUGACUGUCACUUUAUUGUUGAUAUCUUGCACUGACUAGAUUAAAUGUUCAUUUCAUUGAA